AUGUCUAAAAAGAAACUGAAGAAAUUAACUGAAAAGGAAGACUGUUUGGAUGGCCAGGAUGACAAAAACUCUGAUGACACAAGAUCUUGUAACUGUACUAUGAAAGGAGAGACAGAAUUUCAGAGGUUCAAAAGAGAGAAAGAUGGGCAAGAGAAGAAGCGAGGCCAAAGUUCCAAUAUUUCUCAUGGUGCUGAUGGAAGAUCCCAAGGAAAAUCUCCAAACAGAAGCAAAACCACAGCCAAUUCUUUAAUCCAAACUGAAAAGCAAAAGAGAAUAGUUAUCCAAUUUAAAGCCAAAGAAAUUAAACAUGGAAAAAGUACACGCACUCCUGAUGUAGUGACUACUAUCAGAGAAAGUCAUAACAAAAGUCUUUUUGAUGGAACAGAAGGAAAAAGACUCUGGCAUAGCUUUGCAGUUCAGAGGGACAAGGCACUGAAGAAAAAGACAGAGAAAGUUGAGCUCUGCAAACUAAAGUUAAAAGCGGAACAAACUAUGUUGGAAAAAUUUAAGUCACCUGCGUACGAUUCAUGUGUACCACGUAAAAAGGCAGAUGGAUCAAAAAAAUGGAGUGAAGAUGUCAGAAUUCCAAAAAAGCCAUCUGACACCUCCACAAGGACUGUGGAUGAUGAUAGGCCUUUCACGAAGAAGUCAAAUAAGUUGUCUAGGACAUGGGAAGAAGAGUACGAAGAAGAGUAUAAGGAGUUUUCUAAGAAAAAACGGCAUGUGAAUAAACGUUCACCAUCACGCUAUUCAACUGAAACACCACAACGGUGGAGCUUUUGUAAACGGGAAAAACAGGAUGCUGAUUCUGAUAACACUGCUGGUAAUUCAGGGACUGAAGAAAGGGACUUUGAAGCCACAGCAUUAUGUUUUAAGCAGAAUUUUGAGGCCCCCUGCACGUCUGACUCAUACCAAGAAGAUGAGGACAUAAAGUCUGUCCAGAAGAGCUUUGAAAUCUUUCCACCCCUUCAAGACAGUCAGAACCCAGAAACAGAUGAAGAGAUGCAGAUAGUUGAAGAUUUGCACGUUGCUCGCGUUCAGAAGAGGAUGGCGCUCUCUGUAGUACAGACUUGUGGAGAACUUACAAGUAUGGAAAUAGAUCUUCCAGAACAGGAUUUAAAUAUUUCUGCUGAUGCUUUUACUUCUGGUCUGAGCAUUUUAGUGGUGAUUGACACAAAUAUAAUGAUUAGUCACCUUGAGUUUGUCAGAUCCCUGAAAUCUGAGGAUAUAGCAGGGGUUGGCAGACUUGCAUUAAUAAUUCCCUGGGUCGUUCUACAAGAGCUGGACAACUUGAAGAAGGGGAAAAUGUUGCAGCAUGUUCGGGACAAAGCUAUCCCUGCAGUCCAGUUCAUUUACACGUGUCUCAAAAACCAAGAUUCAAAACUGUGGGGGCAAUCCAUGCAGCUUGCUUCUCAAAAAAUGUAUGGCCUGAGUGACGAGAACAAUGACGAUCGUGUUUUGCAAUGUUGUCUGCAGUAUCAGAACCUCUUUCCUCAAGCUGUUGUCAUACUUUGCACGGAUGAUAAAAAUUUGUGUAAUAAAGCCAUUGUGAGUGAGGUCAAGGCGUUCUGCAAAGCUGAUUUGGUUACUGCUCUACAGAAUCUGAAUGUAAACAGGCAUCAGAACUGUGUUGAGCUGCAACAGUCAAAACGUGAUACCGAAUUUGAGAAAACAGAAGGAGGUGAUGCUAGUCUUACUGCGCGAUUCCCAAAUAUACUUCCAGACCUUGAGAGGAACUUGGGAGAAGCUUUGUCUUGUAUUUUGGAGACUGAAAUGAAAAUUGCGUUUGGAAACCUGUGGAUGGAGAUACUGUAUCUGAAGCCACCGUGGACAUUAGCAAACUUGCUGAAGUGUUACAAAAAGCACUGGAUGGCUGUUUUUGGUCACAUUGUGCCAAGAAGUCUACUUUCAACUGUUGAAUGUCUCUAUAAACACCUUUGUGCAG
Phaethon lepturus (White-tailed tropicbird) is the source of this 1945-nucleotide messenger RNA. It is a transcript of the gene SWT1, whose product is annotated as SWT1 RNA endoribonuclease homolog (S. cerevisiae). The record is from RefSeq and is a predicted model, not a curated record. The annotation marks the transcript as partial. The transcript has 12 exons. Lineage: Eukaryota; Metazoa; Chordata; Aves; Phaethontiformes; Phaethontidae. Gene Ontology annotation, cellular component: nucleus.